UCCAUCUAUCAGCCAUGGCACUGGACAGCGAAAACUCAAGUCAAGAUAUGUUCGGCUAUGAUCAGUACGAUGAUUUCGAGCAGUCGAUGGAGAUCGGCGGCGCCUCGGUGGUGCGUCGCAAUGCCCGGGAGCGCAACCGGGUCAAGCAGGUCAACAACGGCUUCAGCCAGCUCCGGCAGCACAUACCCGUGGCCGUGAUCGCCGAUCUGAGCAACGGUCGCCGUGGCAUUGGGCCGGGUGCCAACAAGAAGCUGAGCAAGGUCAGCACACUGCGCAUGGCCGUCGAGUACAUACGCCGGCUGCAGAAGGUCAUCGAUGAGAAUGAUCACAAGCAGCAGGAUCGGCAGCAGCAGCAGCAGCAUCAUCAUCAUCAUCACCAUCAUCAGCAUGUGCAGCAGCAGCAGCAUAUGCUCUUCCAGCAGCAGAACUUGCAACUGCAGCAGCAGCAACAGCAGCAGCAGCAGCAGCAGCAGCAGCAGUUGUACGCCCUCCAGCAGCAACUGCAGCUCAGCUCUCCCACCGGCAGCGUCAGCUCCUGCAACAGUAGCCACAGCAACAGCAGCAGCAACAGCCACAGCAGCAGCAACAGCCACAGCAACAGCCACAGCCACAGUCACAGCUCCUCCUAUUACAGUGCUGCAGCCAAUUUGGUGCAGCCGCCAACCGAAGUCACAACGAAGCUGGAGUCCAGCUACGAGGACUACCGCAACAAUUCCUGCAGCUCCGGCACCGAGGAUGAGGACAUCCUCGACUACAUCUCGCUCUGGCAAGAUGAUCUUUAAGCCACACCA
Drosophila obscura is the source of this 791-nucleotide messenger RNA. Its product is annotated as achaete-scute complex protein T5. Gene Ontology annotation, biological process: developmental process; regulation of transcription by RNA polymerase II. Lineage: Eukaryota; Metazoa; Arthropoda; Insecta; Diptera; Drosophilidae. Bases 15 to 782 code for a protein of 255 amino acids. Gene Ontology annotation, molecular function: DNA-binding transcription factor activity, RNA polymerase II-specific; RNA polymerase II transcription regulatory region sequence-specific DNA binding; protein dimerization activity. The record is from RefSeq and is a predicted model, not a curated record. The transcript has a single exon.